Messenger RNA from Eruca vesicaria subsp. sativa (arugula), 435 nucleotides. Lineage: Eukaryota; Viridiplantae; Streptophyta; Magnoliopsida; Brassicales; Brassicaceae. The record is from the annotation of a GenBank genome assembly.
AUGCCGAGGAUUUCCCCUUCCCUCCCUGUUCCACUCCUGAUGAGAUCUACCACUCCAUCACAUCAGCUCUUUUGGAAAGGGAGUUUAGUUACAAGGUUACAAUCUGGGCCUAUCUUGAUGAUGAAAAGAAAGGUGGUUCUUGGAGAGAUGCCUUACUGGGUGACAAGACUUGGGCCUCCAGAAUCUACUUUCUUCCCUCAGGAGAUAAAGACUCGCGACGUAUUAGAAUGGAAAAUGACAUUCUUUUUUGGGCAUGGGAAUCUCCUUGUAAACCAUUUCAAGAUAGUCUCUGAUCAAUUCAGAGGUGACCCCUACUACGUCGAGCUGCUUUACAAUUUGCUAUUCGCAGGUUUGGAUAUUUUCUUCCUGACUCCGACUCAGGACAUCAAUAAACCAGAAAGCUCUGAAUGGCCAGGAUUGCUAAUAGAUGAAUGA